Molecule: messenger RNA, 4515 nt
Organism: Anguilla rostrata (American eel)
Lineage: Eukaryota; Metazoa; Chordata; Actinopteri; Anguilliformes; Anguillidae
Gene: ptprc
Product: protein tyrosine phosphatase receptor type C
Exons: 32
Coding region: 580-3945 (1121 amino acids)
Biological process (GO): synaptic membrane adhesion; protein dephosphorylation; positive regulation of peptidyl-tyrosine phosphorylation
Molecular function (GO): protein tyrosine phosphatase activity; protein binding
Source: RefSeq, a predicted model, not a curated record
GACAAUCAAUCAUCUCUACUUGCAUCCACCACUGCAACUCUUACCCCCACACCAGUCAUUCUCUCCAACAGUACAGGACUGGAAAAUUCUGAAAACUUCACAUACUCAAAUGCAAGCACCUCUCACCCUGCAAGCACCACGCCUUCCAAACCUGCACUCAAGCCAUCUACCACACCUGCUAGUUCAGCUACAGCCUCUUCUCCACCCACCUCACAUCCACUCACCACUUAUAUUCCACUCAUCCCUACCACUGUCACGCACGCAACAGCCUCUUCUCCACCCAACUCACAUCCAUUCUCCACUUCUAUUCCACUCAACCUUACCAGUGUCACGCACGCAACAGCCUCUUCUCCACCCACCUCACAUCCACUCACCACUUCUAUUCCACUCAACCCUACCACUGUCACGCACGCAACAGCUCCUAGUCAAUCACCCCCUGGCUGUGAAUACAACAUAACGAAGAAAAUACCAUGUGGAUUUGAAAUCCUCACUGGUGUCAAUGGAUCAUAUAGAAUAGAGUAUCAGGAUGGUCAAAACAGGUUCAAGAAUAAGACGUUCCAUGGUCCAUCUCACCAAAUAAUGGAGCUUUGCUAUAACUACACUGCUAUAAAAGUAUUUAAUGGAACAUCAUCCUGCAGUCUCACAGGAAACAAAAUCUUUCCUGACAAUGAUUCUGAUCUCCUCAAGAUAGAAUUCAACUCUUCAACAAGGCAGGUGUGCCGUAAUGCAAUUUGGAACACCAGUGACGUAACAUUUAAAGUUAAUAACGUGGCUGUGAACAGCAGCUGCCAAGAGAUAGACAAAACUUCAGUUUGCUCCAGUGUGCAAGCCACAAUAUCCUCAACUGAGUGUCAUUUCGACAAAACAGAAACAAUUGACAUAAUCCCAGCAUUAAAGAAUAUUACGCUUGAACAAAAUACAACGUGGCCAGUACACAUAAAUGAAACAUGGCCACCUCAGUGCCAAAAUAAAAUAGAUGUGACUUACACUUGUAACGAUGGAACUGGAACAGGACAAUUCUCUCUUAAAGACCUAAUCCUUUUUCGGAAGUACUCAUGCAGUGGAGAGUUACUGUACAACCGCAAACCCAUUCAGCCCCCAAAAAAAAUAAAUCUAACCAUUGACACAGAUUGCGAUGUACGCAUAAUGCUGACUGGAACAACUAUCACCAAUACUUCUGCGCAUUUUAAAUGGAAUGUCCACAGCUCUGAAUGCCCAAAACUGACAGAACAGGAAUACAAAAACGAAUGUGAAUAUGUUUGUGCAUAUAACACAACACCAACGAAUGAAAAGUAUCAAUCAGUCGAAAACAAAUCGUCUGAAUGUGCAUUAACCAAUCUAAUGCCUUUCACGAAGUACAAUUUUGUUUUGAAACUUCGAUGCUAUGGAAACGAUGUUAAAGGAAGCAAACUUGUAAGGACGCAUAUGACAGCACAUGGGAUACCUGAAGGAAAAAUUAUUGUUCGUACAAAAUCAAUAUCUUCGAACGGUUUCAAGAUAACUUGUGCAUUUCAUGGCAAACGCAAUGGAAAAAUUGAACAAUACUCUGCGAAGAUGAUAGACCAACAUAACUCCAUACAAGAGGAAAAAGAGAAGAAAAAUAUAUGUGAAUUUGAAUUUACGGGCCUCUCGUAUUCAACUAUGUAUUAUCUCACGGUUCAAGUUCACAAUGAAAGGUUUUCGUCCAGCCGAUCUGUGCCAAUAACCCUUUCAGGUGGUUACAAUGAAAAAGCCCUGAUUGGAUUCCUGGCAUUCCUCAUCGUUGUCAUGGCUUGCGCCCUUCUGUUUGUUCUACAUAAAAUCUAUUUACUUCGGAAGAGAGACUCACACAACUUUGAUGAGCAGACAGAGCUGAUCCAGAUAAAUGACGAUGAGACCCUGAUGAACAUUGAGCCAAUCACAGCGGAGCUCCUCCUGGAAACCUACAAGAGGAAGAUUGCAGACGAAGGACGCCUUUUCCUGGCUGAAUUCCAGAGCAUUCCGAGAGUUUACAGCAAAUGCUCAAUCAAAGAAGCCAGAAAACAGUGCAAUCAGACCAAGAACCGCUACGUUGACAUCCUACCAUAUGAUUUUAAUCGGGUUCAACUGUCCUCAGUGAGUGGAGUAGCAGGUUCCGACUACAUUAAUGCAAGCUUCAUAGACGGUUACAAAGAGGCUAAGAAGUACAUUGCAGCCCAAGGGCCCAAGGAUGAGACGGUGGUUGAUUUCUGGAGAAUGAUUUGGGAGCAACAGUCCUCUAUAAUAGUAAUGGUGACCCGAUGUGAGGAAGGAAACAGGAACAAAUGCGCUCAGUACUGGCCAUCCAUGGAUAGAGAGACUGAAAUUUAUGAAGACUUUGUUGUGAAGAUCAAUGGAGAAGACUGCUGCCCUGAUUACAUUAUUCGGCAUCUCACAAUCAUGAAUAAGAAGGAAAAGAGUGCAGAGAGAGAGGUGACCCACAUCCAGUUCACCAGCUGGCCUGACCACGGGGUCCCAGGAGAGCCUCACCUUCUGCUCAAACUGCGACGUCGAGUCAAUGCUUUCAAGAACUUCUUCAGUGGACCAAUUGUGGUGCAUUGCAGUGCUGGAGUGGGCCGCACCGGCACGUACUUCAGCAUCGACGCCAUGAUGGAGGGUCUGGAGGCAGAGGGCAGGGUGGACAUUUACGGAUACGUGGUCAAGCUCCGUCGCCAGCGGUGCCUCAUGGUCCAAGUCGAGGCUCAGUACAUCUUGAUCCACCAGGCGCUCAUUGAGUUUAACCAGUUUGGGGAGACGGAGAUCUCCCUCUCAGAGUUCCACUCCUGUCUCACCGCCCUACGACAGAAGGACAGUCCGUCUGACCCCACCCAUCUGGAGGCAGAGUUCCAGAGGCUACCAAAGUACAAAAACUGGAGGACAUGCAAUACAGGAACCAAUGAAGAAAACAAGAAGAAAAAUCGUUAUUCUUCUAUUAUUCCAUAUGAUUACAACCGGGUGUUGGUAAAACUUGAGGAGGACAACAGUCAAGACAGUGAACAGGAUGAGGAUGAAGAAUAUUCCUCCGAUGAGGAUGAUGAAGAUUCCACAAAGUACAUCAAUGCUUCCUACAUUGAUGGCUACUGGGGUCAGAGAAGUCUGAUUGCUGCUCAGGGACCACUUUCAGAUACCAUCACAGACUUCUGGAAAAUGAUAUUCCAGAAGAAAGUCAAGAUCAUAAUCAUGCUCUCUGAGUGCAUGGAGGGAGGAAAGGAGUUCUGCUCACCAUACUGGGGAGACGAGAUUAAGCUGUUUGAUGACAUCGAGGUGCAUGUCACAAGCUGUGAAAGUACUCCAGCAUGCACCAUCCGCUCUGUUGAGAUACGCCACACCAAGAGGAAAGAGAGUCGCAAAGUGUACCAGUACCACUACCAGAAAUGGGCUGAGCAGGACCUCCCGGAGAACCCCCUGGACCUGGUGGACAUAAUAAAAAAUGUCAAGCAGAAAUGUGGCUAUGGCAAUAGAAGGCCUGAGACGACUGCGCCACUUGUAGUACACUGCAAUGAUGGGUCGUCGCGGACGGGCAUCUUCUGCGCGCUGUGGAACAUUCUGGAUAGUAUGGAAACAGAGAAACUGGUCGACGUGUUCCAGGUGGCCAAGGCUCUGCGCAAGGAGAGGCCGGGGAUGAUCCCCAGCUUUGAGCAUUACCAGUUCCUGUAUGAUGUGGUGGAGAGGGCGUACCCCGCUCAGAAUGGGGAAGUGAAGCCAAGCCCUGCCUCUGGAGCCGACUCUGUAGAGAUGGUGGACGAGAAGACGGUCACUGCGGCGACAGACAGCGGGCAGCCCGAGGCCCACACCGCCAACGACGUCCAGCUGGGGGGCGGAGGUGCAGAGGAGAAGAUGGAGCCCGCCCAAGCUGCCAAAGAGGACGCCACAGAACCCAGCAUCUCCACUGAGAAAGCGCCCGAGGAGAGCGCCUCGAACGGUCCCUCGGGUUUAGUUGAGAUCUGAAAGGUUUCCCUGUGCGUGUGUGUGCGUGUGUUUUGAUUGUUUCAGUGGGGCAGCAUUCUAAUGUACAUGAAAUAUGUAUAUGUUUUAUAUGUUUAAAUUUUUAGAACUGUUUUCUGCAAUUUAAAAAAAAUUAAUGAAUGUAAAUUGUAUGCAAGAGCAAGUUUUCUUAUCAAUGAUGACAAAAUGAUGGCAAAGUUCAAAGAAGUACUUUUUGUAAACAUACUCAACAAUGGCUAUUGUAAUAACAACAAAAUUAUGAAGUAUAAUGAUGUUAUGUAGUCUAAUUUGGUAUAGAAAUAUGUCAUUUUAUGUAUAUUGCUUUUAUAAAAUGUGAGUAAAAGUAAAAAAAAAACUACCAUGAUAUUAUCAAACUAUUUCUUUUGUAUUUUCAUAGGGCUUAUUGCUGUGGUUAGAAAAAUUGUUUAAAAAAUGAAGCUUAAUGUUCCUCUAUGUAUUUGUAUGUUAAUAUGUUAAUAUUAGCAUAUAUAAUAUAUAUUUUGCCAUUCAUGUUUGCCUUGUGUUUGGAAAGUAUUUUUCAAGGAAUAAUAAAUGCUUUUAUUGUUAUAUUCA